Molecule: messenger RNA, 627 nt
Organism: Stomoxys calcitrans (stable fly)
Lineage: Eukaryota; Metazoa; Arthropoda; Insecta; Diptera; Muscidae
Exons: 1
Coding region: 1-627 (208 amino acids)
Source: RefSeq, a predicted model, not a curated record
AUGGCAUCGCUAAGUGCUGAUCUGAAGUCGCAUAUGGACUCUGCAUUAGCCGAGAUGAACCGAAACGUAGCGACUAUUGCAGCACAAGUGUCUGAACUGCAAAAGAAAGACCAAGAGAAAACGGUACAAAUUGGUGAACUUACAAAACGAUUACAACAACUUGAACAAAAAGCAUUAGAAAAAAAUAUUGAAAUUAACAAUGUAGAGAACAUGGAAACAGAGCCUGAAGUUAUUGUUAAGAGAAUAACUGAUGCUCUCGGCGUGGAUAUGAGUGCAGAACACAUUAGUAAAAUGUAUAAAAUAAAGCGCAAGAAAAAAGUUGUUGUGGAAUUUGCAUCUCUGAACAAGAAAAAAGAGUUUAUGGGUAAACUAAAGGGUCAUCGCAUACAAGCAAGCGUGUUGAGAGAAGAAGAAAACAGCGACUGUGGAGGAUACAUAUACAUAAAUGAUGAACUUACACCGCACAAUAGACAAAUUUUAUGGGCCGCAAAAACAAAGGCCAAAGAAAAUGGAUGGAAAUUUGUUUGGGUGCGAAAUGGGCACAUUUAUGCUCGCAGAAAUGAAAAUUCUUCCUUUAUAAUAAUUAAUAAUGCAUCAGAGUUGGAACUAAUAACCGAAUCAAGUUAA